UCCCUUGUAACCCACAAUAGCAUCUUCAGCUCUGAGUACCCCUGGCUUCUACAGACAAGAGGUCAUGUUAAUCCUGCUAUUGCCCCUCCUACCUUGGCUUUUCUGCCACUGGGCAUAUGGUGCAGACUUUCAUGCUAUCAACAUGUUCCAUCGGUCCUACUUCCCAGACAGUAGUUCAGUGGAAGUUGUAGGCAAUGCCACCCUGGAUGGAAAGCUCACUCACACUUUGAAGGGGCACAAUGAACAGAUCAAUGUGAGCCAGCUGCUCCCACUGGAGCCUUCCCAUCUCUGGAAGCAGAGGAAAAGCAACCUGCGCCUGUACCUACAGCAGUUCCAGGACAUGGUCAAAGUGACAGCUCGUGAAAGGAAUGUAGCAUAUCCCUUCCACGUACAGUGCGCCCAUGGCUGCCUGAUCUUCCACAAUGGCACCAGCCACAGCUUCUAUGAUGUCGCACUGAAUGGGCUUGCUCUCCUGAAAUUCUACGCUGCCAACACAACGUGGGUGCCGUUAGAGGCCUCUUCCGUGGCCUGGUAUGCCAGCAGCCAACUCAACAUGUACAAUGAGACCACCAAAAGCCUACAGUUUUUCCUACAAAAAACAUGUGUUAACUUUGUGAGGGAGCACAGCGAUGUAAACCAACCCUUGACUGGAGGACAUCAAGGACGCUCACAUACCCCACUGGUGCUGGGCAUCAUUGUGGGUGCCUUUGCUCUAUUGGGCCUAGCUGUUUGCAUCUUCCUAUGCACAGGAGGGAAAAAAUAACCUCAAGCACCAUAACAUUAUGAGCCAAGCUCAA
Euleptes europaea (tarantolino) is the source of this 797-nucleotide messenger RNA. Its product is annotated as endothelial protein C receptor-like. Gene Ontology annotation, biological process: negative regulation of coagulation. The record is from RefSeq and is a predicted model, not a curated record. Lineage: Eukaryota; Metazoa; Chordata; Lepidosauria; Squamata; Sphaerodactylidae. The transcript is spliced from 4 exons. Bases 65 to 763 code for a protein of 232 amino acids. Gene Ontology annotation, molecular function: signaling receptor activity.